Molecule: messenger RNA, 1220 nt
Organism: Musa acuminata subsp. malaccensis (wild Malaysian banana)
Lineage: Eukaryota; Viridiplantae; Streptophyta; Magnoliopsida; Zingiberales; Musaceae
Product: 14-3-3 protein 7
Biological process (GO): intracellular protein localization; signal transduction
Cellular component (GO): cytoplasm
Source: RefSeq, a predicted model, not a curated record
CCCGCAGAUAGCUUCUCUGCGGUAAAACUCGGGCGUUCCGAUCCCCUCGACAGAAACUUCCUUCCGCAGUUAAUAGUAUUAUUACACGGCAAAGAGAAGGAGCGAGAGAGAGAGAGAGACAGAGAGCGAGGUGAGACAAAGGGAGGUCGGAGAUAUUUUUCCAUUCUGGGAAAGAGAAGCAAGGAGGAGGAGGAGGAGGAGGUGAAGUAGGGGGAUGGAGGAGCGGGAGAGGCAAGUGUUCAUGGCGAAGCUCGCAGAGCAGGCGGAGAGAUACGGUGAAAUGGUGGAGUCCUUGAAGAAGAUUGCCAGAAUGGACAUUGAGCUGACGCCGGAGGAGAGGAACUUAUUGUCGGUUGGCUACAAGAAUGUGAUUGGUGAAAGAAGAGCAUCAUGGAGGAUCCUCUGUUCGCUUGAACAGAAAGAAGAGGUGAAGGGGAGUGAGCAAAAUGCGAGGAGGAUAAGGGAGUAUAAGAAGAAAGUUGAAAACGAACUGUCGAGGAUCUGUAAUGACAUUUUGUCUGUCAUUGCCAUCCACAUCCUUCCGUCUUCUGCUGCUGGUGAAUCGAUCGUUUUCUUCUACAAGAUGAAAGGAGAUUAUUACAGGUAUUUGGCAGAAUUUAAGACUGGAAAUGAAAGAAGGGAUGCUGCGGAUCAGUCGCUUAAAUCUUAUCAGGCUGCUACAAGUACUGCUAUGACUGAUCUUCCACCCGGUCACCCGAUUAGGCUUGGCCUCGCACUAAAUUUCUCUGUCUUUUACUAUGAGAUAAUGAAUUCGUCUGAAAGGGCAUGCCAUCUGGCUAAACAGGCGUUUGAUGAGGCUAUUCCAGAGAUCAAUUCCCUCAGAGAAGACUUUUACAAGGAUAGUACACUUAUUCUGCAGCUUCUUAAGGAUAAUCUGACAUUGUGGACAUCAGAUCUGCCUGAAGGAGGUGAACGAUCCAGAGACACCAGUACUAAUAUGGAAGAGUAGUUGGUCCGUCAAAGCUGAUUGGUGCUCAUGUGAGGCCUUAGCUGCUGCUAAUGUCACUGUUUGGUGAUUCCAGUUCUUCAUGUUCUGGUUUCCAUUUACGUUUGUCUUGGUUUGACGGGCAUGCAAGGGUUCAUCCAAUGUAUAAAAUGUUUGGGUGUGGGAUCGAUAAGCUCUUUGGAAAUUCAACUCAUGUUUACGUACGAAUGAGCUGUUAAUCAAUAUGACUUUCCAGUCUUGCAGGAUUGCUGUG